AUGGCGGAGGAGGUGCAUCUGGGCCUGCCGGGGCCGUGGGCGGAGGACUACCGGGAGAAGGCCGACCACUACACCACCAAGAUCGGCGGGGUCCCUGAUUGGCCAGCCGAGGAUGUGGGGACUGAAGCUGAAUCACUCCAAUGCAAAUUGUGUGGAACCAGGCUCUGCCUUGUUGCUCAGGUUUAUGCUCCUCUUGCGAAGCUUAACAUUGAAGAGAGGACACUGUAUGUGCUCGUUUGCCCGGCGCCAAAAUGCAGCCCUAACACCCAAAGUUGGAAGGUCCUAAGGGUUCAGAAGUGCCAUACUGGUAUGCAAUCAAAUGAUAAUGGGGACGGGUCAGUCCAAAGUAAAGAAAAGGUUUGCUCAAAUGAGCCAACUCCUUCCUGUUCUGUGGGGAAAAAUAAUGAAGAAGAAAACAAGAGUUCCAACACCAAUGAUGAUGAUUUUGAUUUAGAUGCCUUGGCUGCAGCACUCGAGCAGGCUGCAACGGUGGCAUCCAACACAAAGAAGAAAAGUAAAUCAAAGCGUGCUAAUAAUGUCCCUAGAAAAUGCGCUGUAGUGAAGGAGAAAGUAAAUGACCUGAGUAUACCAGUUCUUCCUUGUUUCUAUAUCUAUUACGACAAGGAACAGUCGAGGGGGAAAACCAGUGUAGGUUCUAGUAGCUAUGAAAAACUUUUGGCAGAAGAGGUAAUGGACAUGGGUAAUGAUGAAGAAGAAAAAUGGGAAGGAGAAAAGUAUGAAUAUGAUAGUGCUCCUGGGGCCGACAGAACUUUCUUAAAAUUUAAGAAACGGUUGGAUGCAUAUCCUCAACAAUGCUUUAGGUAUUCAUGUGGUGGUAGUCCACUGUUGCCUACAACUAACUCACAGGAUGUUGGCACAUGUAAGCUUUGUGGUUCACAACGUCAAUAUGAACUUCAACUGAUGUCCCCAUUAUCAUAUUUUCUCGACCAAGCUGGUGAUGGUUCCUCAAAUUGUGCACCUAAUGCCUGGACUUGGCUGACUCUUGUUAUCUACACUUGCUCCAAGAGUUGCUGUCCUUCGUCUUGUUGUGGGAAACAGGGCAAUUGCUGCUGGGGAGUAGUGGAGGAGGAGAUAAUGAUGCAGGAGGAUGAAGCAUGUAACGCGAGACUGUGA
Triticum turgidum subsp. durum (durum wheat) is the source of this 1134-nucleotide messenger RNA. NCBI's taxonomy places the organism in Eukaryota, Viridiplantae, Streptophyta, Magnoliopsida, Poales, Poaceae. The record is from the annotation of a GenBank genome assembly.